Molecule: messenger RNA, 1307 nt
Organism: Drosophila rhopaloa
Lineage: Eukaryota; Metazoa; Arthropoda; Insecta; Diptera; Drosophilidae
Exons: 1
Coding region: 211-1077 (288 amino acids)
Biological process (GO): cellular response to hydrogen peroxide
Source: RefSeq, a predicted model, not a curated record
GACGUCAGUCCAUCCCUCGAAAUCACAGCCAAUUGUGCCGCUAUCUUGUCUGUUUUUCUGUGAAUAUAACACAUACAUACAAUAAAAAUAAGAAAAAACGAAGAAAAAGGUGCUCUAAAGCUGCCCAAUUGCGCUUAAAAACACAGAGCACAAAACGGCUGAGAUAAUACUUCAAAGAACAAACUUGAAAUACACGGAUUUGGCUACAUCAUGGCCACUGAAGAGUUGCCAGCUGACCUGGACAAGUUGAAAAUAACACAGACUCAUCCUCUUACCAAGACUGUGGAACGGAACCCAUUUUACGAUGCGGAUAAUGGAUUUGAUUCGUCUGAUAACUCAGAGGCAACAAUGAGCUCUAAACCCCGAUCACAACAUCGCUGGAAGUGCAGACCCCGCCGAAGGUCCGAAAGUUGUCUGCAGGACUGCAAGCAGGAGGACUCCUUUGUUCCAGGCGAAUCUUUCGAGAUUGUAAGUCCCUUGAGCUGCUCCCACGGAGUGCAGAAGCAUUCUCAAAAGCGAAAUUACCAUGCGCCAGCGAAGAAGAACAUAUUUCGCCAGCCCAUCCUAAGGUCCUUGUACGGCUGCGAGCAUGGCAAGUGCAUUGUCCGCAGUGGUCGUAUGUUUCUCUGCAAGCCGAAGGAGGAGUCCAGUGAUAUAGUUGGCCAGCCACAGGUCAACGAGGAUUUGAAAUCGGGUAGCUCAUGUGCCUUUCGCGAUGUUAUUGGCGAAUGCAAUGUCAUGCUGGGCGAAUCGAAGAAAAGCCCGCUGGGAAACAGUUGGCACUUUUCCAGGAAGUGUAGUUCAUCAAAGGCCCAGCUCUCGGAAAGUGUUCUUGAAGAGCCAGGAUCUUCAGGACUUCACAGCCAUAAGAUCGAUCAAUUCGCCGUCUCAGCAGCCACGCGAUCUCUGUCAGCCGUUUCGCUGGUGGGAGCAACGUGCUCGCAGCAGGCCAGCUACAAUUCCACAAACCCUGGGAACUGCGACGAUGUUACCAUUGGGGAGUUGGCCAGCUACUUCGACACCAUUGUUCAUAUACCUAAAAAAAUGUCCACAAUGGCCGAAAUGAUGUAUAUAUAAUUAUCGUAACCAUUAUUAAUUCAUACCUUUUCUCUAAAUAUAUUUUUAAGUUUUAAGUGUACGAUAUGUAUGUUACUUGUGAAUACAAUUACACAAUUUCAGCCCUUUUUAAAAUUCAGUUGGCUAAUCUAAAUAUUUAUACUGUAUAAUAUGUACAUAGUCAUUGGUUUAUUCUGCGAAUUACAGCAUUUCUAAAUACACUCAAAUACUAUUUUUAUUAAAACUCCCAA